GAGCGAGGCAGCGAGCGAGCGAGGGAUAAGGAAGGACUCGGUGGAAAGAAAGAAAGAAAGACGGAGGGAGCUUGCGCUUUGCCCUUCCGAGUUCUUGUUGCUUGCUGCUGUGUUGCCGUUCACUGGCUGGCUGGCUGGCUGGGCCCGAGUUUGGCAGACAGCUUUGGCUGGUGGAGAUUUAGGUCCUAAAACCCUUCAACCAGAAGCAAGCAAGCAAGCAAGCGAGCAACAGUAAAGCAACCGAGACGAGACAUGUAAUUCGAAGCCUGGACGCUGCAGACUGGAGAAGAACCACGACCGCCACGCAGUCUUCAUCUGCUCCGAUGGAUCUCAGAUGAGUGCGAGCGUCGAAGGUAGAUGACGGGCAGCCUCGACGGCAGUCGGUGGGCAAGGGAGAAACUCUGCAAGUGCGCGAUUAGCGAUUUGAUAUUGAGAAGAGAAGAGCAAGAAGCUGGCGCUCGGGGGCAUUCCCGAAGAUUCUGCUGAGAACGGGGAUACUUGGGAUCGAGGUGGAGGAAGAGGUGGCCCUUCUGAGGGCAACCCGCAAGGCAUGGUUGGCACAAUGCCGGAUGUGCAACCUUUGGUCGAUGAGUUCAUCACGAAGCUCAACCGCAGGCAGGUAGAAGGAUCGUUGGACACAGCGAAACUCGCACUUGUACUCCUUCGCCAAGUAAUUUCGGCUCAGCGCAUUCCUCCAAAUUCUCCUGCAAACACGCUUAUCGAGGCCAUAAAAUCCGUCGGUGUGCGCAUGAUCGCGGCCAACCCAAUUGAAUUAGCUGUUGGCAAUAUUGUGAGGCGCGUCCUGCACAUCAUUCGCGAGGAGGAUGCAUCACUUGCUACAACGGUUGUCACGGGUGUGACUACCGCUGUCGAUAGUGAUGACGAAGAUAAUUUGGACAUUCGGGAGCAGGCGAGUUCACAUGCGGUGGCUGCUGCUAAUCGAAGUGUUUUAAGAGCACCUUCUCUUCAUAAUCUACUUGAGUCAAUGCCAAAUCCAAUCAGAGCUGAUGUAACAGUUGCUUCAACGGGCGACUCAGAUGCACGAAGCAGAUCGGGUGACAAGAACUCUCGAAGUUGGAAGCUCAAGCACAAUGUGAUAGAGAGCAUCAACGAAUUGUUGGUGGAGCUGCAAGACUAUCACUCGCAAGUUGCGGAGCAGGCGCUUGAACACAUACAUCAAAAUGAAGUCAUCCUGACACUUGGUCGAUCGCGGACGUUGCUGCACUUUCUGCUGGGAGCUAAGAAGAAAAGAUCCUUUCAAGUAGUUGUUGCUGAGGGCUCACCGAGAUUCCAGGGUCACAAACUUGCUAAAGAGUUGACUGCUGAGAAGCUCUCCACAACUUUAAUCACAGAUUCGGCCGUGUUUGCUAUGAUAUCUCGUGUUAACAUGGUAAUUGUAGGAGCACACGCUGUGAUGGCAAACGGAGGGGUCUUGGCACCUGUUGGUCUGCACAUGGUAGCUCUGGCAGCACGUCGACAUGCAGUUCCAUUUGUUGUUUUAACAGGACUGCACAAGCUGUGUCCUCUCUAUCCACACAAUCCCUACUCUCUUCUAAAUGACAUGAAGUCGCCUUCGGAGGUUUUAGACUUCGGUGAAUUUUCAGAUUGUCUGAAUGGAGCAACAGGCGGACCACAGUGUCAUGUUUUCAAUCCCACAUUUGACUACAUACCACCCGAGCUCGUGAGCCUCUUCAUCACUGAUACCGGUGGCCACAAUCCUUCCUAUGUCUACAGACUGGUGGCAGAGUUUUACAGCCCAGAAGACAUCGUGCUACAGUGAAGUAAUAACUAUGAGUCUGAAAACACCCUCUUGGCUUCCUCAGGAACAACUCAUUUUUCUUUCCGUCCCCGAUAAAAGAUUGGUGCAGAACUAACAACCACUAUUCUCUAGUCAAUAGCUGUCUCGUAAUUGCAAUCAUUGUGAGAAUAGCGAAAGUUCUACUUAGAAAGCAGUCCCGUUUCCCUUCGAGCUUCUUGUAGCGGUGCUUGAAUUAGUAAAGCUCUAGAUUGACAGCCUUCUUUAGUGAUGGGUUAGAUUCCCUUAUUUUAAGAGGCUUGAAGUAUACUUGGGUUUUUCUCUUCGAGUGGAAGCGAGCUAAGUUUGCUAACCACCGGAUAAGUGAACCAUUUGCCAAAUGUUCGGAGUAUUUAGAACAGUCUGGUUAUGGAUGAUGAAACGCGCACAAUAGAAAUAGUAGUUUCACUUCUCAUCAAAAUGGUUUCUAGUAUUGGUUUGCAUGUGGAAGAGGUACGUUUUGUUUUUUACGUUUGCGAGAAUCCCCUUUUUGACACCAGGACGAUCUGUUAGACACCAGCUGUAGUCUAGGGACGAAGCUCAGAUUUGUUCUUCUGAAAUGCAUUUAUCGCGCGAACCGCUAUCAAUGUACUUCUUAGUUUUCC
This is a messenger RNA of Marchantia polymorpha subsp. ruderalis, 2400 nucleotides long. The record is from the annotation of a GenBank genome assembly. NCBI's taxonomy places the organism in Eukaryota, Viridiplantae, Streptophyta, Marchantiopsida, Marchantiales, Marchantiaceae.